UGGGCCCGCAACCAUGCUGCCCAUCCCAGCGUGUCCCAGCGCCACCACCGCGAAGCCCUCUCGGUAUUGCCCUGAACCCAGGAUCUCGCCCAGGAGAUUCGCGCCGUGGCCAGCCGUAUUGCAUCUAGAUUGCCUGUAAACUGCCGCCUCCCAACGUCGCUUAGGGGCCGCUGCCCUGAGAGCCACGGCCACAUGUCCCGCCUUGGCUAGAUCCCCAACGCUCCAUGUCUGAAGUGCGCCUUGGCACCACCCGAGAGGCCAUGUUGCAAUGAAGCCCAUGACCCUUGGCUGCGGAACUUGCGGAUCAUCCUUGUUGGGGAUUCUUUUGUUCCAUUGGAACCGAGAUGGGCGGCGGCGAGCUGUGGCCAACCCGGCGGAGUGACGCCUUGGCCAGGAGGUUGAACUCGAUAUAUAAGUCGAAGCUGGUGUUCCCUCAACCAUCUUCUUCCUCGCUCUCUACACUCGUCCUUGCAUAUCAGUCCUUGUUGCUUGUUCUCUCUUUCAUCUUCACUUUCUUUCUAUUGGCUGUGCCAACCAUUCAUUCACUCAACCCACUUGAAGUCGAAUAUCCCAGCGAGCUUCGCUUCAUCCAGUCAUUUACAAAACACCACCAAAAACCCAACAAGCAUAACCCAUCUAUCAUCAUGCGUUACUCCGCUGUUUCCGCUCUGGCUAUGGCCAGCACCGUUGCCGCCCACGCCCAAGUCUACGGCGUCUGGGUCAACGACGUCGACCAGGGCGACGGCCGAUCGGCUUACAUCCGAAGCCCUCCCAACAACAGCCCCGUCAAGGACUUGACCAGCGCUGACCUUGCCUGCAACGUCAACGGCGGCACUGCCGUCAGCGACUUCGUCACUGCCGCUGCCGGUGACAAGCUCACCGUCGAGUGGUACCACGACAACCGCGCCGACGACAUCAUCGCCUCUUCCCACAAGGGCCCCGUCAUCACCUACAUUGCUCCCUACACUGCGGGCGAUGGCACCGGUGCCAUCUGGACCAAGAUCGCCGAGGAUGGCUACGAUGGCUCCGAGUGGGCUGUUGACAAGCUCAUCGCUGCCAAGGGCAAGGCCGACUUCACUCUGCCUUCCAGCCUGGCCGCUGGCCAGUACCUGAUCCGCCAGGAGAUCAUUGCCCACCACGAGAGUGACACCGCCUACAGCCAGAACUCUGCCCGUGGCGCUCAGUUCUACCCCUCUUGCAUCCAGUUCGAGAUCACUGGCUCUGGCAGCGAUGUUCCUGACCAGAACUUCGACUUCAACACCGGCUACACCGACGCCGACCCCGGCAUCGUCUUCAACCUCUACGGCUCGUACACCAGCUACGACAUCCCCGGCCCUGAGGUCUGGACCGGCUCUGGCUCCAGCGGCGGUAGCAACACCGCCGUUGCCUCCACCACCAAGGCCGCCGUCGCUACCUCUUCCGCUGCCGCUGCCACCUCUGCCGCCGCUGUUACCACUUCUGCUGCUGAGGCCGCCGUCACCACCGCCCCCGCCGCCGUUGAGACCACUCCCGCUCCCUCUUUCUCUACCAUCGUCACCUCUGCCGCCGCUACCGAGGUCGCCUCUGAGGCGCCCGUUGCCACCGCUGCUCCCAGCACCGGCUCCGGCUCCGGCUGCUCCAGCCGUCGCCGUCGCCGCCGCAACGCUCGCCGCAACAUCAAGAAGCUCAGCGGCAACCAGUAAGCUUGCAAAAGCCUGCUCGGCCGACAUUGUUGCUCAGCGUCUGUGACGUGGAGACUUGGUUGACCCUUCCACCCCUUGCUGCCUGCCUUGGCCUGCAUGGAUACCGCAUCUACUUAGAUGGCGUUUUGUUUGUGUACAUAGAUUUAGCUCUGAC
Molecule: messenger RNA, 1836 nt
Organism: Ilyonectria robusta
Lineage: Eukaryota; Fungi; Ascomycota; Sordariomycetes; Hypocreales; Nectriaceae
Product: glycosyl hydrolase family 61-domain-containing protein
Exons: 1
Coding region: 345-1682 (445 amino acids)
Source: RefSeq, a predicted model, not a curated record